Suillus clintonianus is the source of this 2922-nucleotide messenger RNA. RefSeq lists its product as uncharacterized. The coding region runs from base 1 to 2922 and encodes 973 amino acids. The record is from RefSeq and is a predicted model, not a curated record. Lineage: Eukaryota; Fungi; Basidiomycota; Agaricomycetes; Boletales; Suillaceae. The transcript is spliced from 14 exons.
AUGAGUGUCUCUGCUAGUGCUGCUUUGCCCUCUGCGGGGGCAACAUCAUCCCAGGUGAUCCAUUGCACUGAAGAACUAUCACGAACUCUACAUGCCUUGCGGCCGAACAAGAAGCGGAAGAAGAAUCCCAAGCUGAAUUCCUACUUGCGCACUUCCAAGCCGUCAGGGAUUCAGCAUCGUCAGCAUACUCAGUAUCAAGUUCGCGGGGAUGGAUCUAUUAGCUACACGCGGUCAUAUCUCGAGCCUCCUAAGAACGCCCAGGCAACAACCCAGCCUAAGUCGACAACAUCAGCCCUUAUCCCUGAUCAAUUCGAUAACACUGUUGAAUCAUGGGAUGUCGAUACCGUGCCGUUCGACGAUGAAGAUGUAAGAAUAGGUCGCGCACCAGGAGAUCGCCCUCUGUUUCUUGAAGAGAUAUUGCGUCUCGAAGGCAAGGGCAACCUCAGGAACGCGCCGUGUUCUGGGUGCGGUGAUCUUUCCCCCAACUAUCGUUGUGAAGACUGUUUUGGCGUCAAUCUCCAAUGUUCAUCCUGUAUCAAAACUGCACACCAACUCCAUCCACUCCAUAGAUUGCAGAAAUGGAAUGGAAUGUUCUUUGAACGUGUCACCCUGAAAGCCCUCGGGCUCCGAAUCCAAUUGGGCCAUGCACCUGGUCAGGUGUGCCCCAAACCCCGUCGCGCCUUCAACGAUGAUUUCGUUGUCAUGGAUUCUCAUGCUAUUCAUGAGGUAUCACUCGACUUCUGCGGUUGUUCAAAUGCAGUCGCACACGUACAACAACUUCUUCGAAUCUCUUGGUUUCCUUCCACGACGGCCAACCCUAAAACGGCAGCAACAUUCCGUCUCCUGGAGGAAUUCCAUAUAUUGUCUUUUGAGUCUAAGGUAUCGGCUUAUGAAUUUUACAAUGCUCUUACGCGGAGAACCAACAACACCGGUCUGGCCCCUGUUAAGUCUCGAUAUGAGUGUUUCAUGCGAAUGUUACGUGAAUGGCGACAUUUAACCAUGCUUAAGCGGUCCGGCAGAGGGCACGACCCCAAAGGCUUGGAUGCUACAGUAGAAGGAGAAUGUGCCGUGUUGUGUCCAGCUUGUCCGCACCCCGGUAAAAAUUUACCGGACAAUUGGGAGAAUGCUCCUCAGGCGAAACGUUGGAUGUAUGCAUUGUUUGUCGCCAUCGACGCCAACUUCCGUCUCAAGCGGAAAGUUGUUUCCAACAAUUUCACGGACCCCAGUUUAAGUCGCGGCUGGACUUAUUUUGUAGAGGAGGCAGGGUACAAGGAAUUCCUCGCAGAGAAGAUCGACAUUGUUCAAGAGAAAUCUACUUGUUCCAGUCAUACUGCAGUCAACAUGGCAGACACAAAGACCAACCGGGGCCUGGCUGCUACUGGUCUGGGCACCAUCGACUGCGCCCGUCACAAUAUGAAACGGCCAAACGCAGUAUAUAAAUAUGGACUACUUAUUCUUUCGACCCUUCGCCAUUCGUCCCUGAAGACUCUCAACAUCUCCUACGAUAUUGCCUGCCAGUGGCAUAAGAAGCUAUGGCAGCGUAUGAGCGCGUUCCCUACUUCAAUGCAGUUCGAUCACACUUCCAAGGCCAUCUCUUUCUUCGUGCCGAAGUUUCACUUACCUGCGCAUGUCGAGAAAUGCCAGACUACCUUUUCGUUCAACUUCAAACGAGGCGUUGGUCGCACGGAUGGCGAAGCGCCGGAACGUGGGUGGGCCAACAUCAACCCCGUUGCGUCCAGCACCAAGGAGAUGGGACCUGGUGCACGGCGGGAUACCUUAGAUGAUUUUUUCGGCGACUGGAAUUGGAAAAAGUUGUCGGUCUUGGUUCGUAAUACUAUGCAGCGCAAGCUUAAAGAAGCUGUGCCUCAAUGCGCGGAUCAUCAAGCAGCCCUUAACGACCUUGAAGAAGGCCUUAAAGAGGAGUACGGGGAGGUUUUAGAGCAAUGGAGAUCGCAGGUGGAGGCCUGGGAGAAUGAUCAAAGUCAACUUAAUCCCUUCGAGCGAAACUCAGAUGUAAUAACACUAGCGUCCGUUCGGCUAGCGCUGGCCAAAGAAGAGGAACAAGCAUGCAGAGCGGUGCCCGAUGGUCGUGGUUUACACGUCACGGACAAUCAAGAAGGUAAAUUAGUCGAGCGUAGUAAUGCAUUACAGCGUCGCCUCGAUUCCUGGGUCAAGAUUCAAGAGCUCUAUAUGCCCAACGUCGCGGCCAUGCGGAUCUCGGACAAUGCAACCGCCGCAAACCCUUCCUCCAUCUCUUCCACCGCUGAAAGCUUCAAGUUAUGGUUACCUUCGCAGAUCGGGAGGUCUCUACCUUGCGAUCAAUCCCUGCAGAGGACAGAAUGGCGACUUCGAUACGCUCAAGGCCACGACGCGCUUCGCUCUUUGCGCUCCUGCCUGCGCGCUCAAACAGCCAUUCUCAAGCACAAAGACCGACACCUUCGAGGCCAAGGGGCGAAUACCAGAGCUCGCAACACUCUCAAGGCGAUUGACAUCAGGAUCGAAUCCGCUACUAGGAGAUAUGAAUGUGCGCAUAAGGCACUGGUGGUUCUAGGUAAUUUGUUGAACGAGUCCGGCUGGCAAUCUUCGCUACGUCCCUUAAGCCGCCAAGACAUACGCUCGAUGUCCGACAUUCUUUGGGGAGAAUCCGAAGGCAGACGAAAGCUCUCGUGGAUCUGGAAUAUGCGGGGCGCUGUUCUCUUUCUAAUGAUGCUACCUACAGACAUGAGGAUUGAAUGGUGCAAAGCGAGAGCUCGUGCAAUGCGAUGGGAGGAGGAAGUAGCACUCCUUCGGGAGGAAAUGCGUCGCAUAGGAGCAUUCCUGAGGUUGUACAGACUGACGCGGAGCAUGAGGAGGGCGCACUUGCCAACGCUAUCUCAUCUGAACGUGCAGGAUGGGUCCGAAGAAUGUAUUUAUAGCCAGUAG